AGCACAUCACACUCAGCAUCAUUCUGGAGGACUCCCUGGCAGUCUACCCUCUGGUGCAUCUCGGGGUCGUGGACACCUUCCACGCAAUUCCAACCGCAGCUUCACUUCGGCUCCGCCUCCUGGCAAUUCUCCUCGUUCAGGUGGACCAGUGUGUAGGUUUUGCAAUUUUCCAGGUCAUGUUGUUCGUGAUUGUAGAAAAUUAGCCCGCUUUCUUCGUGACAAUCAUUACGUCAUGACCACUGGGGCUCCGGCAGUAAACACUACUACUACUCAGUUUACUCCCUCUGGCCCUCCCUCACCUGCCUCUCCAUGGUUAUUUGAUAGCGGUGCUUCUCACCAUACAGUAUCUGGAAUUGGCUCCCUUCAGGAUUUCUCUGCCUAUGAUGGUCCCGAUGAAAUUCGUCUUGGUAAUGGAUCGCCUCACGGG
Molecule: messenger RNA, 427 nt
Organism: Cuscuta epithymum
Lineage: Eukaryota; Viridiplantae; Streptophyta; Magnoliopsida; Solanales; Convolvulaceae
Source: the annotation of a GenBank genome assembly